This is a messenger RNA of Akanthomyces muscarius, 645 nucleotides long. RefSeq lists its product as uncharacterized. The record is from RefSeq and is a predicted model, not a curated record. The coding region runs from base 1 to 645 and encodes 214 amino acids. Gene Ontology annotation, molecular function: holo-[acyl-carrier-protein] synthase activity; magnesium ion binding. The transcript has 4 exons. NCBI's taxonomy places the organism in Eukaryota, Fungi, Ascomycota, Sordariomycetes, Hypocreales, Cordycipitaceae.
AUGAUUUGCUUGGACACCCAGGACCCAGGACAACAUCUGCUGAUGCGACGUCUGCUGUCACUCGCUCUGCGAUGCAACUUUGUCUCGGUGAGCUGUGUGACCCACACCAUGAAGCCGUUGCGCGCGUUCCCGCUGCCGUUCAACGUGGGCACCGACAUUUGCCAAAUCUCACGCGUCUACGGCAUCCUCAAGACGCCGCGGGCGACGCGCUUCGUCAACCGCAUCCUGGCGCACGAGGAGCGGCCGCGGUUCGGCGCGCUGGCGAGCACGCUGCCCUUGAUGCCCAAGCCCGAGAGCCUGCGCGCGCGCGGCGACGACGGCGGCCACCACCACGAGGCGCUGUCGGCGCGGGACCCCGACGGAUGGAAGGCGGCGGCGUUUCUCGCGGGACGAUUCGCCGCCAAAGAAGCCGCCAUCAAGGCGCACACGCACAGGCAGCUCACCUUUCACGACGUCGUCAUCGAGAGGCGCGCCGUGGCCGCCGUGGCCCGGACGGAGACGCUGGGCAGCGGGCCGCCGGUCGCGAGGAUCAGAGCGGCGGACGGGGCGGGCGAGGACGAGAGCGCCAUGGUUUCCAUCAGCCAUGAUGGUGACUACGCGACGGCGGUGUGCCUGGCGCACGACCCGAGCGUGACGGGAGAAUAA